AAAAUUGUAUUUAUUAAAUCGAUUCAAUGAUGAUGAGUUUUGUUAUAUUUUCAUUUAUAAUAUAAAAGACACGCACUUGACUGAGAGAGAGUAGAAACAAUUGUCUGGAUAAUUUAUUAAUAUUCCUUAGUUAAGAAGCACAAGAAGAAUGUCAGAUUUCUCAGAUUGGUUCAGGUCAGUACCUUUUUUCACAAGGUACUGGCUUGCCCUGACGGUGGGUUUUACCUUAAUUGGCCGGUUUGGUAUAGUGCAUCCAGCUUAUUUAACAUUGAUGUAUACACCCUUAAUGAAAUUCCAAAUAUGGAGGUUAGCAACUUGUGUUUUCUAUUAUCCACUCAGCCCAGCAACAGGUUUCCAUUACUUGAUAAAUUUAUAUUUUCUGCAUACAUACUCAAAAAGACUGGAAAAUGAAGUAUAUGCAGGCAAACCAGCCGAUUACUUUUAUAUGUUGUUAUUUAAUUGGUUGGUUUGUAUUAUUUUGGGAUUAGUGCUUAAUGUUCAGUUGUUAAUGGACCCAAUGGUACUGUCAGUUCUAUACAUUUGGUGUCAAUUGAACAAGGAUGUUACUGUGAACUUUUGGUUUGGAACCCAGUUCAAGGCAAUUUACCUGCCAUGGGUUCUGCUGGCCUUUAACAUGAUUAUCAAUGGAGGUGGUUUAGUUGAACUGAUGGGAAUUAUAAUUGGGCAUUUGUACUUCUUCAUGAAAUUCAAGUUCCCACAGGAGUUAGGAGGACCGGUACUAUUGGAAACGCCAUCAAUUAUUAAAGAAUGGUUUCCCAGCAACUCUGGAGGAGUCUAUGGGUUUGGUGUUCCACCAGAAAGACCCGCACAACCAGCUCCAAAUGGUGGUAGCCGGUUCGGACGUCAUAUUUGGGGUAGAGGCCAAGUCUUGGGAAACAAUUAAUUAAGAUAGUUAAAAUGAAAACUUUUAUUUGUAAAAAGAAAGCGAUAAAGUAAUUUAAAAACUAAUAAAUCAUUAUGG
This is a messenger RNA of Nicrophorus vespilloides, 982 nucleotides long. Its product is annotated as derlin-1. The record is from RefSeq and is a predicted model, not a curated record. Gene Ontology annotation, biological process: endoplasmic reticulum unfolded protein response. The coding region runs from base 149 to 904 and encodes 251 amino acids. The transcript has 3 exons. Lineage: Eukaryota; Metazoa; Arthropoda; Insecta; Coleoptera; Silphidae. Gene Ontology annotation, molecular function: ubiquitin-specific protease binding; misfolded protein binding. Gene Ontology annotation, cellular component: endoplasmic reticulum membrane; Hrd1p ubiquitin ligase ERAD-L complex.